This is a messenger RNA of Colletotrichum siamense, 1530 nucleotides long. It is a transcript of the gene STL1-3, whose product is annotated as Sugar transporter STL1. Gene Ontology annotation, cellular component: membrane. Bases 1 to 1530 code for a protein of 509 amino acids. The transcript has 6 exons. Gene Ontology annotation, molecular function: carbohydrate:proton symporter activity. Lineage: Eukaryota; Fungi; Ascomycota; Sordariomycetes; Glomerellales; Glomerellaceae. Gene Ontology annotation, biological process: transmembrane transport; carbohydrate transport. The record is from RefSeq and is a predicted model, not a curated record.
AUGGGCUUGCUGUGGAAGCAUCAUUUUCGAGGCAGGAAGCUUGUCUUCGCAGUCACGGCGGCCUCCUGCCAGGCCUUCCUGCUGCUGGGAUACGACCAGGGUGUCAUGUCUGGUAUCAUCGGUGCCGAAAAUCGAUUCGCCCGGGACUUCAACAAUCCGGAUCCCGAUAUGCAAGGCAAUAUCACCUCUCUGUACAACAUUGGAUGUGUCGUAGGCUCAAUUAUCUCCUACUUCAUCGGCGAAAGACUUGGUCGGCGGAGUAUGCUCAUGUCCGGAGCCACAAUAAUGAUCAUUGGUUCGAUUCUCUUGGGAGCGUCGGAGAACCUCGCCACUCUACUUGCUGGUCGCAUCAUCACCGGUAUUGGAAACGGCAUGAACUCAUCAACAGCACCCGUAUAUCUUAGCGAGUGCGCUCCAGCCAGCAUUCGUGGCGCUCUCCUGACACUUCAAGGGACGGUGACAAUCCUGGGGGUUGUCAUUGCAUACUGGACCGAUUAUGGUACCAGUUUCUACGAAUCAUCUUUCCAAUGGCGAUUUCCGCUAGCCUUCCAAGCGUUCUUCGCCGUCUUCAUUGUUCUCCAGAUCGUCGGACUUCCUGAGACACCUCGAUGGCUUGUUGCACGCGACCGAUACGAGGAAGGCAGAGACGUAAUCGCUGCUAUUCUAGAUAAACCUCUGGACGAUGAAGCCGUUGGAAGAGUGUUGCUGGACAUCCAGUCCGGGCUCGAGGAGGAGAAACGCGACGGUCCGCUCCGUUUCAAAGAGCUUUUCUCAUGGGGUUCUCAACAAAACCUUCGCCGGCUGAUCCUUACCAUCUCCGUGCAACUUGGCCAACAAUUCAGUGGCUCCAACAUGAUCAACUACUACCUGCCAGUGAUCUUCACCGAUACGAUGGGCAUGGAUCGCGAGCUCGCCCUCAUCCUAGGUGGUUGCGCACAGAUUACAUACCUCGUCGGAUCCGCAAUUCCAGUCUUCCUCAUGGACCGGUUUGGUCGUCGUGUACUGCUAAUGUGGUGCUCAGCUGGAUUGAGUUUCUGUUUUGUCAUGGUUACAAUACUGUUGACCAGGGGCUCCAGUGGAGCAGCAUCUGGAGCAGUUGCCUUCAUCUUCCUAUUCCAGCUCUUCUACGGCGUUGGAUGGCUUCCUGUCCCAUGGUUUUACCCGUCUGAACUUUCGACCACCCGAGUACGCUCCAAAAUGCAGGCAAUUGCUUCUGGCUGGAACUGGAUGGCCGUCUUUGCUGUAGUGAAGAUUACCCCUAUUUCCUUCGCAAACAUUGAGUGGAGAACGUUCAUCAUCUUCGCCGUUCUAAACAUUCUGUUCAUACCCAUGGUCUACUUCUUCUACCCAGAGACCAAAGGACUCGAGCUGGAAGAUAUCCCGCUCCUGUUCACGAAAGGUGGUAUCACGGGCGGAGUUUACUCGACUGGUGGAAGAACAGUCCAACCGGGCCAGCAUGCCUUGGAAGCUCGCGUAGAUUCGAAGCAAGGUGACAUUCAGUUGGAUCAGCUUGAGGAGGUGAGGGCAUAA